UGGCAGGCGCACGCACGCCCGUCUCCCCGCCGGCCCUUCCUGACCUCCAGCAACUUGGUUUUCUUCUCUCUUGCACCAACAUCCCAGAUGCCAGCCGUAGUGUCCAUACCCAGACAAGGUGUGUCUUGACCUUUGUCUACCCUUCAUCUGCUCUUUACACUCUCGUCUCGCCGCUCCCACACGGCGGCUUCUGUACUCUUUUGGAACAGUCACUCACAUUUUUUUUUCCUCCUCGACUUAGACGUGGGCCAGAGGCAAGCCAAGCAAUCGGCCCUAGCCAAGCUUGUCAUGCACGGGUCGUUGGCCUCAUCAUCGCCACCUACUGCCUCGCCCACGACUUCGGAGCCGGACCAUAGCUUAGCUGUGCUGCCGCCGUCCGCUGUCGGAUAUGGCCAUCCUACGCCCGGCUAUGCGGUGCCCGCAACGUCGGCGCCAGGCCCUGUCCCGGCCAUGGCGCAGGCCAUGCGCAUCAUAAAGGACCUGACGGACACGCCGCAGUCCCAGAGCGUCACUUCGACCGCACCCAGUUCUCCGCGCAUGUAAGCGACCUUGACUUACCCGUGCCUCACCGGCGGCGCGCUCCUACCGGCCACAGCCGUGGCUUACAAAGACUUUUUGCAGGCCUCCUCAGCGCCAAAAUUCGGGCAGUCAAACUCCCCGAGUCCGUCCUCAUGCGACGACGCUUAAUAUCCCCGGCAUGACGCGGUCUCGCGUGUCCCCCGACGGCCGCAUCCCCCAGCGUGAUGUUGCUGCCAAGCUAGUCAUCGUCAUGGUUGGCCUGCCCGCGCGUGGCAAAUCUUACAUCACCAAGAAGUUGCAGCGCUACCUCUCAUGGCAGCAGCACGAUUCGAGGAUCUUCAACGUUGGAAAUAGAAGGCGACACGCCGCUGGAAUUAAAGUCUCAGCAAAGGCCAAGUUGGCACCCGAGCCCGACUGCCUCGAUCCGCCUGUUCGCGCCGCCAAGAUUCUGCUCAACGGUCUUCCUCCUCCAGCUGAGGAGCUCAGCCCUGCAACGUCGGAGCCUACGACGCUCAACCUCGACAGUCCUAGUGUGGACCAGGAUGCUGACCAGUCAGCCAAGUUCUUCGACCCUAAGAAUGCAAAGGCGUCCGCCCUACGGGACCAAGUUGCGAUGGAAACGUUGGACGAGCUGCUGGACUACCUCCUGAACCAGGGAGGCGCUGUUGGAAUCUUGGACGCUACCAAUAGUACCCUGGAGCGGAGGCAGCACAUUGUUGAACGCAUCAGGGAGCGCGAACCUAAGCUCGGCAUCCUUUUCAUUGAAAGUAUCUGCAGGGACCAGCACCUCCUCGAAGCCAACAUGCGCCUCAAGCUCUCGGGUCCUGACUACCGCGACAAGGACCCUUUGAAGUCCCUCGAAGACUUCAAGGCCCGAGUUGCCGCGUAUGCCAGCGCCUAUGUGCCCCUCGGGGACUAUGAGGAGGACCAUGACCUGCAAUACAUUCAGAUGGUUGAUGUGGGCCGCAAGCUUGUGCAGCACAGGCUCAAGGGCUUCUUGAGCGGCGGAAUUAGCACGUAUCUCUCCAGCUUCAACCUUGCUCCCCGACAGAUUUGGAUUACACGACACGGGCAAAGUAUCGACAAUGAGCUGGGCAAGCUCGGUGGCAAUUCGCCGCUGACGGAACGCGGCCACUGCUACGGCCUCGCCCUCUACCGCUUCAUCACUCAAAAGAGAAAGGAGUGGCUUAUGGAGCAGAAAAGCAAGAUGGCCCAGGCUACAUUUCCUCCUCAGCCUGGUGACAACACCCCUCCGUACCCCGAUAUGAAUCGGGAUCUUGACGAGAAGAACUUUUGCGUCUGGACAUCAAUGCUUCAGCGAAGCGUCGAGACUGCCGAGUAUUUUGAUGCUGAUGACGAUUACGACGUCAAGAAUUGGGAAAUGCUCAACGAACUUAACUCCGGCCAAUUUGAGGGCAUGACCUACCAAGAGAUCGCCAAGAAGUAUCCCGAAGAGUUUCACAGGCGAUCUCAGGACAAGCUCAACUACAUCUACCCGGGCGUCGGUGGCGAGGGUUACUUGCAGGUUAUCAGCCGCCUGCGCGACAUGGUCCGGGAGAUUGAGCGCAUCACGGAGCAUUUGCUCAUCAUCGGGCACCGCUCGGUGUGUCGCGUCCUCAUGGCGUACUUCAUGGACCUGACUCGCGAGGACAUUACCGACAUGGACGUUCCACUGGGAAUGCUUUACUCGAUUGAGCCAAAGCCGUACGGAAUCGCCUUUCACGCCUACAAAUACGACGAAGCCCGCGGCUGGUUCGAAGAGCUGCCCAACUAUAAGCCACAGAAGGCCACUCGCGGCAGCGUUUGAACUGCCAAAUCACGAUACCCACCACACAUGAUUUUACGACCUGAUAAAGAUUUUUUUCGUCUGGAGCGUGUACAACAGCAAACAAUCAACACUGUCGCACUACUGUGAGAAUUAGCACCGGCGUUUAGUUUCAGGAGAUGGAUUGCUUUUAGACGGGGUCCACGGCAGCAGACACGAAAGACGUCUCAUGUUCACGACGUUCCCAGAGCUGGGAGGCUUAGGCCGGUUGCGUGCGUUGAUUCAAGGACAGCGGUGCGUGAUUUGCGUGUCAAUGCGGCAGCGGGUUCACUCAGUCACUUCACUCGGCGUUUACUAUCGGAAACCUGUGAUAUGCGACGACUACAUUGCCGGGGGUAUAUGGGUGGUCCAAGAGACGGUAACUGCGAACUGGUGUCAUCUAACCGUGGUCUACUUGUGCGCGCGGGGAGCGCAGUUCACGGCUUUCGCUGCUUGUCACUGAGGCGAACAUGUGACGAGAAUUUGCGAUAUCAUUAUGUAUGACUACCUCUUCUGUGUCUCGAGCAACUACGCCACCGAGUAGCUGCAAGUGCUGUUCAGAUAUCAAGGGCCCCACGAAGGCUUCCUAUAUAAAAAUUGCGAUCCUUAACGCCGUGCCAUGCGUAUCACCAGAUUUGCAGCCAAGAAAAGCAAAGACCAAGCCGGGAUUUUUCUAUUUCUCCUUUGCCAGCACCAUCUUUUGUCUUUCGCUCUUG
Molecule: messenger RNA, 3039 nt
Organism: Purpureocillium takamizusanense
Lineage: Eukaryota; Fungi; Ascomycota; Sordariomycetes; Hypocreales; Ophiocordycipitaceae
Gene: PFK26
Product: 6-phosphofructo-2-kinase
Exons: 2
Coding region: 698-2326 (542 amino acids)
Biological process (GO): fructose 2,6-bisphosphate metabolic process; fructose metabolic process
Cellular component (GO): cytosol
Molecular function (GO): 6-phosphofructo-2-kinase activity; ATP binding
Source: RefSeq, a predicted model, not a curated record